CGGCCCAGAAUAGCGCGGCCCCGCCGUGUGCGCACUUGUUCUCCGCGGGUCGGAGCUGGUGCAUGGAGCCGGAGCUGGAGCUCCAGCUGGAGCGCGUGCUGCGCAGGAACCCAUCCUGGAGCAGCGUGGGGGGACCUGAGCAUCAAGAGAUGGACUUCCUAGAGCAAGGGGAUAGCACCUCAUGGCCAUCCCCAUCCAUGACCACCAGCUCAGAAAGCAUCCAUGGGAAAUGGGGGGCCAAGGCCUCGGGAUGGACAAGGCAGGAGUCUGUGGAGGAAGGGGAGCCACCACGCCUGGGGGAAGGUCCCCCUUCCAGGCCAGCUGCUGAGUCCACCAGGUCAGAUGCCACAUUCCCCAAGGCCACACCCUUGGCCCAAGCUCCUCCGUUGGCAGCAACAGGCACCCCACAAACAGGGGGGGACUUCCUCCCCACUGACUGUGCAGCUUUGGCUGCAGCUUCCAGCACAGAUGAUCUGGAUCUGGGCCUAGAGAUUCCAGCUCCAGCUGCUUGGCGGCAUGAGCUCGAAGGCCUGGAGGAAGAGAGGCCUGCCCCAUGCCCAUCCCCGCAGGCCCUGUUGCCCAGGCUGGGCUGGGACGAUGAACUGCAGAAGCCGGGGGCCCAGGUCUACAUGCACUUCAUGCAGGAGCAUACCUGCUACGAUGCCAUGGCGACGAGCUCCAAGCUGGUCAUCUUCGACACCACGCUGCAGAUCAAGAAGGCCUUCUUUGCCCUGGUGGCCAAUGGCUUGCGGGCGGCGCCUCUGUGGGACAGCAAGAAGCAGAGCUUUGUGGGGAUGCUGACCAUCACGGACUUCAUCCUGGUGCUGCAUCGCUAUUAUAGGUCACCCCUGGUCCAGAUCUAUGAGAUUGAAGAACAUAAGAUUGAGACUUGGAGGGAGAUCUACCUUCAAAGCUGCUUCAAGCCUCUGGUCUCCAUCUCUCCCAGUGACAGCCUGUUUGAAGCAGUGUACGCCCUCAUCAAGAACCGGAUUCAUCGCCUGCCCGUCCUGGACCCAGUCUCAGGCACCGUGCUCCAUAUCCUCACGCACAAGCGGCUGCUCAAGUUCCUGCACAUCUUUGGUGCCCUGCUGCCCCAGCCCUCCUUCCUCUCCCGCACCAUCCAAGAUUUGGGCAUCGGCACGUUCCGAGACUUGGCCGUGGUGCUGGAAACAGCCCCCAUCCUGACCGCUCUGGACAUCUUUGUGGACCGUCGUGUGUCUGCACUGCCUGUGCUCAACGAAUCUGGUCAGGUCGUGGGCCUCUACUCCCGCUUCGAUGUGAUCCACCUGGCUGCCCAGAAAACCUACAACCACCUAGACAUGAGUGUGGGAGAAGCACUGAAGCAGAGGACAGUGUGUCUGGAGGGGGUCCUUUCCUGCCAGCCCCACGAGCACUUGGGGGAAGUCAUCGACAGGAUUGCUCGGGAGCAGGUACACCGGCUGGUGCUCGUGGACGAGAGCCAGCAUCUCCUGGGCGUGAUCUCCCUCUCUGACAUCCUUCAGGCCCUGGUGCUCAGUCCUGCUGGCAUCGAUGCCCUCAGUGCCUGAGAAUAUCCAAGUCCUCACUUCCAGGCCACCUUCUAUACCCAGAAAGCUGAUGAAGGGAGCCAGGGGACUCAGCCUUCAUCCUACCCCAUGCCCUAUGGCUGAUUCAGCUCCGGUUCAGGCUUCUCCAGCCCUCCCCAAUUGCCCUUGUCCUGGCUAUGCUCCGAGAAGCCCUGGGGAAUGCCCAGUGCAUCAUGGGACAGUGAGUCAAGACUGGAGAUCCUUGAACCAGGGCCACUGGGAUUAUCCCAGGGUCAGCUGUGCUCCAUGCCCACCCACAGCCCUUUCCCUCCAGCUGGGUCAUCACUGGCCCCCAUGAGGCAGUGAGCCUUCAGCCUACAGCUUUAUUCAGGGGAUCUUGGCUCCUUGGCUUCUGGUCUACUGCUCACAUCCCCAGCUUCUGGGAGUUCCAGCUGCUUUCCCGAGGGCUCUAACCUUCCUUGUUCCUCACAACCGUUCCCACUCCCCUCCUCCUCUCCUGGCAUUGUCAUUGCAAGACUGCUGGAGGUCAUCAUGGAGCUUCUGAGCCACUUCUUUGUACAGCUGGCUGUUGGAGUGGGGUCCCUCCUCCAUUCUUGUCCAGACAACUCCUUAGCUCUCACCAGCAAAGUGUUCUCAACACCAGUGAUGACCUUUUAUUCAGAUCACCAAGAAUGAACAAUCAAAAAACUCAUAAACCAAAAAAAAUCUACUAACUUGGAUUUUUGAGGUUUCACUCAGAAAAUGCUACAGUCAUUUGACUGUACUUGUGGCAAGCUCCUUGUGCUUUCUGAAUUCAAAGACAGGAAAGAAGAUUUGUGAUUGACAAACGCCCCAAGUGGCAACAGUUUCUUUUGCACAUAGUGUUACUCUACCCAAAUUCGUUGUUCAUCUUUCAUUUAUAACAAAACCAUGAAGAAAAUAGCAAUGAUAGUUACUCAUAUAGUAGGUACUCAUAUAGUAGGUACUCAUAUAGUUGUACCUAUGUUAAUUUGCAAGAAACAUAGUUUUCUUUAUGUUUCAAAAAGUGAAUGUAAUUUCUAUCACAAACCCCAUUUCACCAGGUGGUAGAAAUUAAUCUCAGUCAGUUUGGGGUUCCCCCAACCUUUUCCUGGGGCUAAGUGUGGGGUGAGGGAGACUUUAAGUAGUGAAAGACUUUGUUCCUCAGUCAUCUUUAUCCAUCCAUGCUGGCACCUGCUAAGACAUCCUCAUUCCCAUCUGGGUCAGGGGGCUGGUGACUGGUGCGUGUGGUUGCUGCUGGGUGCUCCCUCACUCCCUACCAUGAAGCAUUUUCAGGCUAAUCUGCUCUUGGGGCAUGUAGGACAUUGGAGCUCCUGGGCCUGUACCCUCUGGGUUUCCAGAAGCUCAGCGAGGCUGCUCAAGCCCAGCCACUGAGAUGUACAGCAAGUGGCCUCCUUUACUCUAGGAUCCUGCUGUUUCCCCAGGCUCUUCCCAGGAGACUUGGGCUCAGAGCCCCUCUGCCAUCAUAACCGUCACACCUACCUGGGCUAUCUGUCAUGCUCAGCCCACUUCUCAGGACCCUUUUCUCAAGAACCCCAGCAAUGUCUAUACUUCCUUUCCUUCCCACAAGUCUGGGGGAUCUUUACCCAGUAGAGAUCUGGACAACUGUAAUUUUUUUUCUGUAAAAUGUAGACCCUUAGAAGUAAUAACACAUGAUGAGAAUGAGAGCCUGCUAAGAAGUAACGAUGCCUCAUUCUCAUAAUUUGGUAAAAUCAUUUGUCGAGUUAUUGAGUCUACAUAGUUUUUCCCAUGACUAAGAGCCCUGGCUAAGAGCAGUGACACAAUAGAGAAGAUGUAUGAUUUGUUAGCAUUCUCACCAGUCUUCUCCCAAACAUCCUUAAAUACAGAAGAGUUUAAUACAAUAUAAUGUCAUGGAUAUCUAUUUCAUGAUAAUUGCUAAAGUUUUAAUUAGACAUACAUUUUAAAACUGGAAACAUAAAUAAUGACAUGGAAAUAAACUCCUAUUACCAAGCCAAAAUACAUUAAAAACUAAAAUUUUAUAGAACAUGAGUGUGUAAGCAGCUAGGAAACAUUAGGUACCCUGUCUAGUUUUAUUCACCAGAGUGCUGCCUGAUUUUUUAAGAACACAGCUGUUUUCUUAAAGUCUUAGCCAAAAAUAUAGAUCCUGAUUGGGCCACAAAAUUCAAAUGAGCUAGAAUUAGAGUAAAAAGAAGAAAAAUCUGCUUUGCUAUGUGAACAGUUUUUAUAGUCAAAGGUAUGUCUACUGUGCUAAAUCAAUGUCUACUGUGCAAUUAUCCUAAAUCCUUUAUUGUUCAACCCUCUUUGUAGAGGCAGAUCAGGAAGGGGGAACCUCACUGUGACAUCCCUUCACCGUGACUUUUCAGGGCAUCCCAGAUUCCGUGAGACUCUUGGAACCUGGAAAUUGCCCCAACCCUGGCCACCAGCUACAGAAUUUGUGCCAACCCUCAAAGAAGUGCUGGUGCUUUCUGUCUUCUAGAAAAAGGUUUGCAAGGGAAGGAACCUAUGCUAUUAUAUCACACCCAUCUUACAGCUAUUAUAUGUGUCUGAAUGAAUCACUGUCAAAGAAAGUUAUUUCUUCAUUUAUAUUGUCAGUCUUUUCCCAGCAUUGUGAUGGAAUAUGAGCAUGGAGGCCAAUUUCAGUUCCCCAAAUUACCAAAUAAAUUCAUGCACAUGUAGUUUUCUGUAAGUAUAUUAUAUUUCAAUAAAAAACUUUUUUAAAAAAAACUGAAACAAAAACGAACAUAGGGCCCUGAGUUUAAAGAGAUCACCUCUCCAGCUGUGCUGGCAGUUGCUGUUUGUUGUUCUCUCUUUGGGGUGGGAGUCUUUGCUUUGCUUGUUUUCAGGGCUGUAUCUGUGAGCUUUCAGGAGCCUCUGGAGGUGAGGUUUCAUAUUUGCGUUACUCUUUCAGCCCUUAUACCUUGUUCUCUGUCACUGAUGGCAAAAUUUUUCGGGGAAGAGUUAGGAUCUAAGAUGGCAGCAUAGAGAGGUGUGGAAGCUAGUUUGUUCCCCUGGAACAACUAAUAAACAACCAGGAACAACUAGUAAAUAAUCUGGAAUAACUGCAGGGGGAAA
Messenger RNA from Choloepus didactylus (southern two-toed sloth), 4598 nucleotides. It is a transcript of the gene PRKAG3, whose product is annotated as protein kinase AMP-activated non-catalytic subunit gamma 3. Bases 63 to 1547 code for a protein of 494 amino acids. NCBI's taxonomy places the organism in Eukaryota, Metazoa, Chordata, Mammalia, Pilosa, Megalonychidae. The record is from RefSeq and is a predicted model, not a curated record. The transcript has 14 exons.